AUGAAGCGGAUGCUGAACACAACUACUACUUCUACUGCAGCAUAUCUGAGAUUUUGUUCAAUUGAUAAUACUAGAUUAGAAGAGUUAACUGUAUAUAGUUAUGACAUUAGACUGAAAGAGAAACGUAAUACCUAUUCAAUAAAAGAUAUUAUCCUCAUAGAUUUACAAGAGAAUAAUCUUUAUGGUUUGAAUGUAUACAUUAAAGCUAUUAAUGCUAUUGUAGAUGUUCCGUCUCUAUAG
Messenger RNA from Funneliformis caledonium, 240 nucleotides. The record is from the annotation of a GenBank genome assembly. NCBI's taxonomy places the organism in Eukaryota, Fungi, Glomeromycota, Glomeromycetes, Glomerales, Glomeraceae.